AUGAAUGUGGGCAAGAGCUUGGCGAGUAAAGUGCUGGCUGUGGUCGCGGUUAUGCAGUCCCAGGGCCUUGAUAUUUGCUGUCUUCAGGAGAUUGAUGUCAACGAGCCGUCGUGGCCCCGUGUGGUCGCUAGCUUCAGGGCUCAGGGCUUCGACAUCUUUGCUGGUGUUGCCGAUGCCAAUUCCAUGCGACGGUGUGCCAUUGUUAGCAAGCUUCCCGGCAAGCUGCUGCAGCUUGAGGGUGUCGAGGAGGCAGCGAGGGCGGUGGCCAUGGUCUUCGAGGUCCAGCGCAACGGCUCCUACCGUAAGGUGAUUGUUGGUUGUACCUACGGCCACGCGAGUUGCCUUGAGGCUGCCUCUCGUCAUAGUGGGCAGGUGAUUGAUGCUCUAUGUCGUCGGCGUGUUGACUGGAUGCUGCUUGGUGACUACAACGUUGCCCUGGACGAGGCCCCUGCCGCUUGGGAGCUUGCUGCCCGUGCUGAUGUUCGAAGCCUCGACGAAGCUUUUCUUGAGUAUGGCCCGCUCCCGGCUACUUCUCCGAGUCGGCUGAGGCGGAUCGACUUCGGCCUCGCUUCCCGGCAAUUGUCGGCGGAGGCUCUCCAUACCUUCGAGACCAUCGCUGAUCAUCGAGGCACGGCUUAUGAUAUGAGGUUCGCUGGCCCACGGGGUUUCUCUGGUCCGCCUCGCGCCUCUCUUACUGCGGCGGAUGUUUCGCCCUCGUGCUGGGAGGAGGUGUGGCGAACCCGAGCUGCUUCUUUCCAGGCGGCUCUCACCACGGACGUCGAGGAGGCUUGGACCAUCCUUUCCAGUGCUGCUGAACAGGCGAUGGCUGGCCCAGCUCAGCGCUUCAAUGGUUGUGCUCGGCACUCUACGUGGCGACCUCACCGAGAACGUGAUGUUCACAAAGCUGCUGCCGGCGCCGAGUCCCUCUUGCUGACGCGGAUGCGGCGCCUUCAACGACGACUUGCCCAUCUGCGCCGUGUCCAGCAUGACGCGCAGCUGCGGCGCAACAUUGUUGCCGACCUGGGGCUCCUGGGCCACACCUUCCCUGAGCUCUUGGAGUUCCGGCAUGGCGGUGAGCUCGGUGCUGUGCGGCUGGUGGAUUCCCUUGUGGCCGCGCUUGAGAAGGAGUCUUUGGAGUCUGCAGUGGCUGCUUGGAGGCAGGGCAUCGACUUCAACUACAAGGCGCAGUGUGCUUGGGUUAAGCGUCGCUCCGGCCUCGAAAAGGAGCUUGAGAAUGCUGGCGAGGUGGACCCGCUUCUUUCUCGGGUCGCCAUCCAUCCGACGCGGGUCAUUGCUGAGGCGGAGGAGCAGUGGCUGCCCCGGUGGUCGCGCAGGCAAGGACGUUGCCAUGCCGCCGUUGCGACUGCUCUGAGCUCUCUUCCGGAGCUGCCGCGUGCGAAUCUUGAGCUGUCCUUCACUGGUGCUGAGCUGUUUGCCAUCGGCAAGACCAUGUGUGGAAAAGCUGGCGGACCAGACGGCUGGACGGCUGAUUUGUGGUGCCAUUUGCCGCUGGAUUUCUGGAACUGCCUGGCGAGUCUUUGGCAGGCGGUGGUUCGGCUGAAGAAGUUGCCACACAUCUGGCGCCACUCGCGUGUUGCUCUCAUCCCGAAGGGCAACGGUGACUGCAGGCCGCUGUCUUUGCUGUGCAUCGCCUAUAGGAUUGGUGCGAGGGCGGUGCUUUCGCAGGUUUCUUCUUGGGCGGAGGCAUGGCUUGGGCAUCAGACGAGUGGUGGAGUGCCGCGUAGGUCGCUCAAGGAUGUUGUCAGUCAAGUGCUUGUUUCCAGCAUGGAUGGAGGAGUCACUGUCGCUGAGGAUUUGUCAAAAUUUUUCGAUGGCAUCGACCACCAGGAUUUGGACAUGGCGAUGGAGCGGCUUGGCGCGCCGCGCCAGUUUCGCGAUUUGGUGAGCCUCUUCUACGACGAGCACUACAAGCUUUUUUCGGCGGGAGGUCUGCUCGGAGGCUGCUGGCACAGGACGGCUCGAGGACUGUGCCAGGGUUGCCCGCUGAGUCCGCUCCUCGCCUCGACCGUCAUGUUGGCUUGGGCUUUGCGUCUCGAGCAGCUCCCUGGAGUACGAGCGGCUUCCUUUGUGGAUGACCGUUACAUGCUUCUGAAACCGCAGGCGGAUGCUGGCAUGGCUUGUCGGUCCAGCCGCGACUUUGACAGUGCUCUGGGUUUUUCCUGCGACAGUGCUAAGUGCAAGGUGGCUGCUCCUUCCUCUUGUGCUUGGGCUGCAGGUGUGGUGCGAGCUUUUGGCUACGAGUCCACCUCCGUCCUCAAGGUGCUGGGCUUGAUGCUUGAUUUCAAUGCUGGAGGCCGCGCUUUGCUGGCCGGGUUCUCGGUGCAAAAGGCGCGGCAGCGACUCCGACUUGCCUCGGUCGUUGCUAAGACUGUGGCGUGCAGGCGGCGGCUUUUUCGGUCCCUGGCGGUACCUUUGUGGACUUGGGCUGGCGCUUUUGGUGGCCUCGCAGCUGCGGAGGCCAACGAGCUGCGGGCGGACAUUCUCUGCCGCGUGGGGUCGACGAGUGUCCGAGACAAGGCUCGCCCUCUGGCGCUGGAAAUCAUCGGCUACGACUGCGACCCUGUCUUCUCUCGCAGGUGGGCCGCGCUUCGUGAAGUUACCAGGGUGGCUACCUCCACGGCGGCUUGGCAGGAGACGGCCCCUCUUGAUGUUGCCCUUCGUGCUUGGCCGCUGUAUCUUCACUUUGCCAUGGACAUCCUCACGGAGCUCGGGUGGCAGGUCGAGGAGAACGGCCGAGUUAUCUCCAGAGUCGAUGCUCAAGGCCGAAUCCGGCGUUUCCGCUGCGGCCAGGACCGCCUUGAGGUCUUGCGUGAAUGGGUUAUGGACUGGCACCGUCGUGAAGCUCUGGUUCAGUGCCAGCGGGUCCACAGGGAUUACCAUCGCACUGAGCCGGCUCUGGCUCGUGGUGGAUGGCUGCCGCCGAUUGCCAAUGGCACCCUGUGCACUUUUCGUGGACAUUGCAAGCAUUUCGCUGUGUGUGGCGCCUUUGGCCGACAGCUUUGCCUAGGCCAUGGAUGCAGUGGAUGGGACAAGGCCAAGCGCAAUGGUUUGGAGGCCAUCCCUCAAUGCCGAUGUGGGCUUGCUGAGCCUAGCCGACCUCACCUGCUCUGGAGAUGCCCGGAGUUCACCACGCUCUCGGCCGCCUGCGGGCCGCCUACUACGCGAUUGGCCGAGCGGCUGCUUGCUGUUGCAGUGCCUGAGAUCCCGCCUGCUCCACCUGUCCUCGACCCUGGUGAGGUGCUGGAGGACAUCGCUGCCGACAUCCGACUUCGGUGGCCACCGGAUGGGGUGCUGUUGCUCGGCACCGACGGCUCCGCGUUCGACUUGGUCGCUGCUGCCGCUGCCUUUUGCGAGCUGGUGUGCCGGGGCGUCAUUGCGAUUGAUUGCAAGGCGGCGAUUGAUGCCUGGAAUGGUUGUGGGUGUCUCUCUUUUUACGUGACACUCUUGCGGUCGUUGCGAGCCCAGUUGCGGUCGCUCGGACUCGAGGUUGAUGCCGUCUGGGUGCCUAGCCAUGGCAAGCCGACCCCUCCUGGAUGGCGUGGCAGUGCUUUCUUUUCGCUGCAGCGGCUCCGUGCCAUCAACGAGCGUGCUGACGGCGCGGCUGGUCCUUUGGCCCGGCGGCGUGCCACUGGCUCCCUCCGCCAACGCUGUCUCCGGGCGCGCGAGGAGGCUGCCAGAUGGGAGAUGCGAGUCCUCGCCCUCGCCGAGCGCGUGGCCGAGGAGUGGGAUGCGUGCGAGACCUGA
This is a messenger RNA of Symbiodinium sp. CCMP2592, 3765 nucleotides long. Lineage: Eukaryota; Dinophyceae; Suessiales; Symbiodiniaceae. The record is from the annotation of a GenBank genome assembly.